AUGAGACAGGUGGGGGAGAUCAGGAAGGGGGAAGCUGAGGUCAGACAGGUGGGAGAGAUCAAGAAGGGAGAAGCAAAGAUCAGACAGGUUGGAGAGAGCAGACACGGGAGGGUGAUCAGGAAGGAGUUAAGUGAGAUCAGUCAUGUGGGGGAGAUCAGGAAGGAGUUAGGUGAGAUCAGACACGUGGAGGAGAUCAGGAAGGAGGUAAGUGAGAUCAGACAGGUGGGAGAGAUCAGACAGGUUGGAAAGAGAGCGAAGGAGGUAGGUCAGAUCAGACAGGUGGGAGGGACCAGGAAGGGGGAAGGUGAGAUCAGACAGGUGCAGGAGAUUACGAAGGGGGAAGCUGAGAUUAGACAGAUGGGAGAGAUCAAGAAGGGGGACAUCAGACAGGUGGGACAGAUCAGGAAGGCGUUAGUUGAGAUCAGACAGGUGGGACAGAUCAAGAAGGGGGAAGCUGAGAUCAGACAGGUGGGAGAGAUCAAGAAGGGGGACAUCAGACAGGUGGGACAGAUCAAGAAAGGGGAAGCUGAGAUCAGACAGGUGGGAGAGAUCAAGAAGGGGGUAAGUGAGAUCAGACAGGUGCAGGAGAUUACGAAGGGGGAAGCUGAGAUCAGACAGGUGGGAGAGAUCAAGAAGGGGGACAUCAGACAGGUGGGAGAGAUCAGGAAGGCGUUAGUUGAGAUCAGACAGGUGGGGCAGAUCAAGAAGGGGGAAGCUGAGAUCAGACAGGUGGGAGAGAUCAGUAAGGAGGUAUGUGAGUUCAAACAGGUGCAGGAGUUCAGGAAGGGGGAAGGUGAGAUCAGGCAGGUGGGAGAGAUCAGUAAGGAGGUAUGUGAGUUCAAACAGGUGGGAGAGAUCAGUAAGGAGGUAUGUGAGUUCAGACAGGUGCAGGAGUUCAGGAAGGAGGUAUGUGAGUUUAGACAGGUGCAGGAGUUCAGGAAGGAGGUAUGUGAGUUCAAACAGGUGGGAGAGAUCAGUAAGGAGGUAUGUGAGUUCAGACAGGUGCAGGAGUUCAGGAAGGAGGUAUAUGAGUUCAAACAGGUGGGAGAGAUCAGUAAGGAGGUAUGUGAGUUCAAACAGGUGCAGGAGUUCAGGAAGGGGGAAGGUGAGAUCAGGCAGGUGGGAGAGAUCAGUAAGGAGGUAUGUGAGUUCAAACAGGUGCAGGAGUUCAGGAAGGGGGAAGGUGAGAUCAGGCAGGUGGGAGAGAUCAGUAAGGAGGUAUGUGAGUUCAAACAGGUGCAGGAGUUCAUGAAGGAGGUAUGUGAGUUUAGACAGGUGCAGGAGUUCAGGAAGGAGGUAUGUGAGUUCAAACAGGUGGGAGAGAUCAGUAAGGAGGUAUGUGAGUUCAGACAGGUGCAGGAGUUCAGGAAGGAGAUAUGUGAGUUCAAACAGGUGGGAGAGAUCAGUAAGGAGGUAUGUGAGUUCAAACAGGUGCAGGAGUUCAGGAAGGGGGAAGGUGAGAUCAGGCAGGUGGGAGAGAUCAGUAAGGAGGUAUGUGAGUUCAAACAGGUGCAGGAGUUCAGGAAGGGGGAAGGUGAGAUCAGGCAGGUGGGAGAGAUCAGUAAGGAGGUAUGUGAGUUCAAACAGGUGCAGGAGUUCAGGAAGGGGGAAGGUGAGAUCAGGCAGGUGGGAGAGAUCAGUAAGGAGGUAUGUGAGUUCAAACAGGUGCAGGAGUUCAGGAAGGGGGAAGGUGAGAUCAGGCAGGUGGGAGAGAUCAGUAAGGAGGUAUGUGAGUUCAAACAGGUGCAGGAGUUCAGGAAGGGGGAAGGUGAGAUCAGGCAGGUGGGAGAGAUCAGUAAGGAGGUAUGUGAGUUCAAACAGGUGCAGGAGUUCAGGAAGGGGGAAGGUGAGAUCAGGCAGGUGGGAGAGAUCUAG
Molecule: messenger RNA, 1875 nt
Organism: Haliotis rufescens (red abalone)
Lineage: Eukaryota; Metazoa; Mollusca; Gastropoda; Lepetellida; Haliotidae
Product: trichohyalin-like
Exons: 4
Coding region: 1-1875 (624 amino acids)
Source: RefSeq, a predicted model, not a curated record